AUGUCAUCGAAAGACCACUCAUUCCAGCCAUUCGCUUCAACCUCGACGCAACAACGAAUGCCACUGCCAUCCUCGACUAUCGCUUUGACAUCGCUGGUGUGA
Messenger RNA from Aphanomyces astaci, 102 nucleotides. RefSeq lists its product as hypothetical. The record is from RefSeq and is a predicted model, not a curated record. Lineage: Eukaryota; Oomycota; Saprolegniomycetes; Saprolegniales; Verrucalvaceae. Bases 1 to 102 code for a protein of 33 amino acids. The transcript has a single exon.